GCAAGCUCGCCGGCUUCGACAAAAAGCUGUCGCGCAGCCUGGACGAGGAUUUGCAGAUGGAGAGCCCGCCGUCCAUCCUGGCGGAGUCACCCGUGGGGCCGUUGGGGGAGAGCGCCAGUCGCAAGACGCUCAUCUACCUGAUACUCACGCUCAACCACGCAUUCCCGGAUUACGACUUCAGCCAACUGCGGGCACACCACUUCAAGAGGGAGUCGGACCUCGGCCCCCUGGAGGAGACGAUCGAGCGACACCUCUCGGAAAUCACAAAGGUCUGGGAGAGCACCCCUGAUGUGGGGGAGCUGUCCUUCGUGGAGAGCAUCAGAAAGGCGAUUGAUGAGUCUGUCGAGUUGAAGAGCUGUGAAGUGUACCGAUACAGACCAGACGUGGACACAGACCUUUUUGACGAUGAGGGUGUGCUGUGGAGCUUCACGUACUUCUUCUACAACAGGAAGUUGAAGCGCAUCUUAAUGCUCAGCUGUCGGGGCGUCAGCAAGAAUGCAAGGAGAAAGUCAACGACCCUGCACUCGGACUCUUCCGAGACAGAAAGCGAGGUUGACUAUGGCAUGGCGAGUGAGAUGGACGUCUGA
Messenger RNA from Ostreobium quekettii, 587 nucleotides. NCBI's taxonomy places the organism in Eukaryota, Viridiplantae, Chlorophyta, Ulvophyceae, Bryopsidales, Ostreobiaceae. The record is from the annotation of a GenBank genome assembly.